GCUGUAUAACCCCGUGAGAAUGGCGGACGUCCAAAUCCAAAAUAAGAUUUGAAGAAAACCGUCCGCCGUUGGGUUUCUCAGGCAGACCUAUGCCAGCCCCUAUACAGACAGUAACUCGUUCUCGCUGUGUGACGGUGUGUUACAGCCCCUGGCUCUGUCAAUACACGUUUUUACUGGAGUAAUAAGCCCGGCCCGUCUCCGAUUCUUCAGCUUUCCAGCCGGUUGAGCGCGUUCAGCCACGAUCAAUUUCUCCAUAACGGGACUGUUUAUUCUGCGCAGUGAACGUUAACAGGAUUACAGUCAGAGUAAGCUAGACCGCCUCUCUUUCCACAUGAGUGCCACGCUAUUUCAGUCCUAUCCGGACUUGCUCUACCGGUAUGCUAAUUGCGGGAACGUAAACACGGUACACAGAAUGGCGAAAGACAUGGGCUCGCUCCCUGUGGCCGUCUGGGACAGCCAGGCCCUCACCCUGAGAGACGUACUCAUGCAGGUGGAUGUCCCCACCCUGGGGAAAAUAGUGAAGGGACAAUUUAUGAACCUGGGAGUGUCUAAGAUUCCGUUCAGGAGCCUACAACAAGAGGUAUUGAUUCAUUCUAUCAAAACAAACAUUAAAGUGUUGUCACAUAGUGUCCAACGGAUUGACGGUCGGGACGGUCGGGUACGGCUUCAGCCGCUGGAACAGAGACUGUCGAUCCCGAUCACAUAUCAAGGAUGGUUCGAACUGUUGUCGGAGGACGGACGGUCAGCUCGGCCUAUCGACAGUGUCCUAACUCUGGCCAAAGUGAAACCGAACCGCUGUCUAGUGAGACAGAAUAUUAAGGCGUUCAUGGCAGGGGAGGACGGUCAAAUGACGUACGAUAAGUCAAAAAUAGUUCCCGCGGGGGAGUCCCUGACCCUCAUGGGGGACAUCACAGUGAAAGCUCCGACGGGGGAACGUCGGAAAGUGUUAAAAUGUCGAGAUUCAAAAAAUGUGAUUUUGUUUUUUGAUCACGAACAGAGAGGAUUGUUCACCCUGAUCGCGGGGAGUCAGGAUGUGGCGGGUGUGAUGACCAUUAAAGACAUCAUUGGGCGCUUCCGCCUCCCCCUCACCGUCAAGUUAGUGCAGGGGGUGUGGCCCAAAGUGGACAUUAAUCGGUUCACGGGGACUAUCCGCCUGGACUGGGUUUACACGGACGAGGUGGCGUUUCUGUGUCCCCUGGACCGCGGAAUGUUCCGUAUAACCCCUGUACCUACUGAGAUUCUAAUGAAAGUCUUGCCAGCCAUGAAUUCCUCGGAGAUUUUAGAGAACCAGACUAUUAGAGAUAUCAUUACAAAAGUAAACAGAAUGGUGGCCAACUACAACAACACCAUUCACCUCAUCCUGACGGUGCCCGAAGCUGCAAUGGCCAAGAACAAAUCUCAUCAAAUGGUCAACAUGUUUUCGCCUAAAGAAAAUGUUAACGGGCACAGUCGAGUGAAGCGGUCGAAAAGUCGCGAGGACAUCCUAAUGAACGACGUGGACGAGCUGUAUCAGUAUCUACGCGACGGCAAAAUGCCGCCAAAGGAGAAAUUCCACUACGAUUCGGACGAAGAGAGCUUUUUUGAAGAGCCCGCCUAUGAGAAGUUAGAUGACUUCCGGUCUAGAUUACAGCGUCUGGAGCGGGGUGAACCGGGGAACCAGAGCAGCCGGUACCGCCCGGCCGAUCUCGCCAAACUCGGUCUACACAAAGGCGCCGAGAACCUCCGCUCUGUCGGCGACCACGAGCUGCAUAAACCGGAAACACCACCGGAAGUUCCGCCGACACUUCCACCGCGGAGGUAUACAAGAGCAGACUCUGCACCCUCAAUUCAGUUGAACCAAGUUCAGAAAUCUAGUCCCCAGAAUGCCGAGUCUUCCAGUGGGUCGAGUCGUGGAGGAGCGAGCAAGAAAGACACAAAGCAGACCAGUAGCAAGACAUCCUCCCAUUCGUCAGGCAAAAAAAACACUGUGCAUACGUUCUACUUAUAAAGGGAUAGUGAUAUUUUCAAAGGUGCCAAAAUUUUUCUUGUGUUACUUAGAACUUGACAGGAGUCGCAGGAUUAUUUAAGCAUUUCUAUAUUUGUUUGAAUUUUCAGUGAUAUUUUAACAUGUUAAUUGAUAUGAGAAUCUCCUUAUUAAAAAUAAAAACACAAAAUAAAAUUGUG
Magallana angulata is the source of this 2163-nucleotide messenger RNA. RefSeq lists its product as uncharacterized. The transcript has a single exon. The record is from RefSeq and is a predicted model, not a curated record. Lineage: Eukaryota; Metazoa; Mollusca; Bivalvia; Ostreida; Ostreidae. Gene Ontology annotation, molecular function: protein binding. The coding region runs from base 332 to 1987 and encodes 551 amino acids.